AUGCUAUCAACUGUAUCCCUAUUAUCACUGGCUGUAUUACUAGGAGCGACGGACGUGGCGGCACAAAGAAUCUGUUACGAUGGUUACGGACGUCGAUACUACUGCAACAACGGACUAGCAUGGGGUGCGAGAUUAGGAAUUGGCUUGGGGGUGGCUGCAUUAGUGUUGAUAAUUUUUGCGCUCUGCGGCUUUUGGCGUCGAAAGCAACUCCGAAACCAGUUUUCCAAAUACAAACCACCAGCAUUACCAUACACUGGUAACGAUCAAAACGGACAAAACCCAUAUGCCAACAACCCACCUCCUCCUACAGGACAAGCUGGAUCUUAUUAUAACAACUCGAGUUAUAAUGGGAAUCCAUACGGUAACUCACCUGCCCCUCCUGCUCAGACUUAUCAACCUUCAAUGGCUGGUCAGUAUACCGGUGCUACCAAUAACAACCAAACCCAGGGUAAUGAAGAUAACGAACAUGGCUACGAAUGGGAACAAGCUAGAGAAAACGAAAGGUUAGAAAGAGAACAAGCUAAUGGAGGUGCAAAUGCAAAUGCAAAUGCAGCUCCCGCUCCUCCUGGCUACGAUAUCGCUACUAGUACACAUAAUACCGGAACCACAAACUCAACUCACUAUCAACCUCCCGCUGGUCCUCCUCCAGGCAAAACUCAUUAA
Messenger RNA from Kwoniella shivajii, 663 nucleotides. RefSeq lists its product as uncharacterized. The record is from RefSeq and is a predicted model, not a curated record. Bases 1 to 663 code for a protein of 220 amino acids. The transcript is spliced from 4 exons. Lineage: Eukaryota; Fungi; Basidiomycota; Tremellomycetes; Tremellales; Cryptococcaceae.